GGCUGGUGCUGAACUCCAGAGAGAAAGAGUGGGUGAGGAGGCUGCUGCGCCGGGUACAACGCGAGCAUACUGCGGGAUGCUAAGUAGAGGCAGCCGAUAGGCUAGUGCAGGGCUUGGUGUACCGCGCAGUAACAGGGAAUAGCGGAGACAAAGGAAAUGCUGGCGCUGGGCACACUGAUGUUGCUAUAUAUAGUACUAUAGAUUAGUGUGCAUUGUAUAGGGGCUUUAUCCUGCAUUAACUGUAACAUCUGUAUAAAGAGCGAGUGUAUUGAAGGUGCUUAUAUGAGUUGUAGGCUAAUAUAUUUAUCUAUAAGAUAUGAAGAAGGUUGUAUACUGAAGGCAUAUAAAAGGGAGAGUAUAUACUGAAGACAAAAAAGGGUGGGGAAGUAUACUGAAGGUGCAUACACGAGUUAUAAGCUGAAGUAGUAUAUAGGGAGCAGGUUGUAUACUGAAGGCAUAUAAGAGGGAGAGUAUAUACUGAAGACAAAUAAGGGGGAGAGUAUACUGAAGGUGCAUAUACGAGUUGUAAGCUGAAGUAGUAUAUAGGGAGCAGGUUGUAUACUGAAGGCAUAUAAGGGGGAGAGUAUACUGAAGGUGCAUAUACGAGUUAUAAGCUGAAGUAGUAUAUAGGGAGCAGGUUGUAAACUGAAGGCAUAUAAGGGGGAGAGUAUAUACUGAAGACAAAUAAGGGGGAGAGUAUACUGAAGGUGCAUAUACGAGUUGUAAGCUGAAGUAGUAUAUAGGGAGCAGGUUGUAUACUGAAGGCAUAUUAGGGGGAGAGUAUACUGAAGGUGCAUAUACGAGUUAUAAGCUGAAGUAGUAUAUAGGGAGCAGGUUGUAAACUGAAGGCAUAUAAGGGGGAGAGUAUAUACUGAAGACAAAUAAGGGGGAGAGUAUACUGAAGGUGCAUAUACGAGUUGUAAGCUAAAAGCAUAUAUAUAUUUAUCUAUAGGAGGGUUAAGCUCAAGUAGUAUAUAGGAAGCAUAUUGUAUACAAAGGCAUAUAAGGUGCAGAGUGCAGGUAUAUUAGAGUAUGCUGAAGGUGCAUAUAUGAGUUGUAGGCUAAUAACACAUUUAUCUAUAGUGGGUUAAGCUCAAGAAGUAUAUAGGGAGGAGGUUGUAUACUGAAAGCACAUAUAGCUGGGAGAGUAUAGGUAUAUCAGGGUUUAUACUGAGUUAUAUGCUGUUGUACAUAGGGAGAGGCUUGUACACUGAGUAUAUAAGGGACAGAGUGCAGCUAUAUUAGGGAGUGUAUACUGAGGUCCCUAUACAGGUGCAGAUAUGGGCUCUUCAGGGGACCUCGCACAUUUCACCUGGGAAGAAGUUCAGCGCCGCUGCACACAUGAGGAACGGUGGCUGGUCAUUAACCGCAAGGUGUACGACAUAACCCGAUUCCGCCUGAUACAUCCCGGAGGACCACGUGUCAUCAGUCACUAUGCAGGACAGGAUGCCACGGACCCCUUCACCGCGUUCCACAUAGAUAAGGAGCUUGUCCAUAAGCGGCUAAAGUGUCUGCUGAUCGGGGAACUAGCUCCAGACGAGCCCAGUGUUGAACCCUGCAAAGAUGCUGCUAUGGUGCAAGAUUUCCGUGAUCUUCGCUCCACUGUUGAAAAGAUGGGUCUCCUUACCCCGAACAAGCUUUUCUUCUUCGGUGCUCUUAUGCACAUCUUGGUGCUGGACGUUCUCGCAUGGGCUACUCUGCGCUACUGUGGAACCUCACUCAUCCCAUUCUUGGUCACUUUAGUCUUGCUGGGCACUGUGCAGGCUCAGGCUGGGUGGCUGCAACAUGAUUUCGGACACUUGUCAGUUUUUAGCCAAUCGAAAUGGAAUCAUCUGGUGCAUAAAUUUGUGAUUGGACACUUGAAGGGCGCCCCUGCUAGCUGGUGGAACCAUCUUCAUUUCCAGCAUCAUGCAAAACCAAACUGCUUUCGCAAGGACCCAGACAUUAACAUGCAUCCCCUCUUCUUUGCACUGGGCAAGAAGCUGUCUGUGGAGCUUGGAGUAAAAAAGAAAAAAUACAUGCCGUAUAAUCAUCAGCAUAAAUAUUUCUUUCUAAUUGGUCCCCCUGCGCUGAUCCCUGUUUAUUUCCAGUGGUACAUUUUUUACUUUGCUGUUCAGCGUAAGAAGUGGGUGGACCUGGCCUGGAUGAUAUCUUUCUACGUGAGGUUUGCUAUGUGUUACAUUCCCCUGCUGGGGGUCAGUGGAACUGUCAUUAUGUUCUUCUUAGUUAGAUUUAUAGAAAGUAACUGGUUUGUGUGGGUCACACAGAUGAAUCACAUUCCAAUGAACAUUGACUAUGACCAGAACAAGGAAUGGCUGUCUACACAGCUGUUGGCAACUUGUAAUGUAGAUCAGUCCUUGUUUAACGACUGGUUCAGCGGACACCUGAAUUUCCAGAUUGAACACCAUUUGUUCCCUACUAUGCCACGGCACAAUUAUUGUAAGGUGGCAUCACUGGUCCGAUCUCUUUGUAAGAAAUAUGGAGUUGAGUAUCAGUCUAAACCACUGUUUACCGCGUUUGCUGACAUUGUAGAGUCCCUCAGGGAAUCGGGUGAGCUCUGGUUAGAUGCGUAUCUGCACAAAUAACACCCAGGAUGCUGCUCACGGGACUCUGAGGAAUCAUUGCUCUUGACCUGGGGCGGAAAGAGGGUCAGAAGCUGGAUCAGGGGGGCGAUAUUUAAAAUAGUCUGUUGGGAAUUGUUAUGUAUUAGGACUGUUUAAACCCAUCAGAGCUGAGUGAGAACCAGUGAGUAUCUGUAGCCAAAUGUAUGUUCUUAUUGUAAACUUCAAGAGGGGACAGGUCUCUAAACAACAGGAAGAAAUUGUUUUCUUAUAUAGAUGUAGCUCUAAGUAUUUAUACAGCACUUAAAUCAAAAUGAGAUGCUAACAUGACGACAACAGUGACAUCUAGUGGGCUGGUCUAGAGCGCCACCUGGUGGAUCAAAGCAUUAUCUGGCACAGAAAAUUCAAGAUGUUGCAUACUGUACACGUUUAAAUUUAGAGAAGGCUAAACAAAUAUAUCUCUUUAAAUAAAGUCUUGGAGAGGUCCUACAGUAGACCAAAGCUGAAGCAUUCCUUUGCUAAAGACUUCCAAGGCCUGCAACCUAACCUGCCAUCCCACAUCUGGUCUUCUUUGGCGAGACUAAAGCGCAUUCCAAGACAAUGCCCGUUCCUAAUCCUCACACUAUGCUGCAGAAGAUAGAAUGUUGGUUUAGUUUUCCAGCAAGUGUCAGAGAACAGCCUUAGUACUGUACUGCUGCAUUAUGGGUAAGCGCACCUCUGCAACUGCACUGCUGGGUGCUAUUCACUUGCCCCUACUGACUGACCUUAUUUUGCCUUUUGUGUGUUUAGAAAUCAAGAUAAUCAUCAGUUUAGGUCCUUGGUGUUUACAUUGAAUACCUACAAGACCUUGUCUCCCUGUUCACUAAUCUGACUAAUUACCCAAUGAUUGUAUAUGAGAAUUUGUUCUAUGUUUAUAUUUUAUUGUAAAAUCUAAUAAACUGAUUUCUCAA
Bombina bombina (fire-bellied toad) is the source of this 3511-nucleotide messenger RNA. It is a transcript of the gene FADS1, whose product is annotated as fatty acid desaturase 1. Gene Ontology annotation, cellular component: membrane. The transcript is spliced from 12 exons. Lineage: Eukaryota; Metazoa; Chordata; Amphibia; Anura; Bombinatoridae. Gene Ontology annotation, biological process: lipid metabolic process. The record is from RefSeq and is a predicted model, not a curated record. Gene Ontology annotation, molecular function: oxidoreductase activity, acting on paired donors, with oxidation of a pair of donors resulting in the reduction of molecular oxygen to two molecules of water. Bases 1281 to 2585 code for a protein of 434 amino acids.